GUGCGGCCCUCCUCCCGGAGCACGGUGCGGACGCCGAGGGUUGCCGCCGCGCCCUCGCCCUUCUCCGGGCUCCGCGGCUGCUGCUCCGGCCCUUCUGGGCGGCGUCGCAGCCUCAGCCCGCGCCACAGACAGAUGCAGGAAGAUAAAUAAAGGGGUUAGAAGCCAAAUAAAUGAAAGUGGAAAGGAGAACUACCAUCACUAAGGACUGAAAAGAGAGUGAACUCAUUUGUAGAGUUAAAAGAGUAUUUAAAAAGAAAGAUGGGAACUCCUGGUUCUGGAAGGAAAAGAACACCUGUGAAAGAUCGAUUUUCUGCAGAAGAUGAAGCUUUGAGUAACAUCGCCAGAGAGGCAGAAGCAAGGCUAGCAGCAAAACGGGCUGCCCGGGCAGAAGCCAGAGACAUACGCAUGAGAGAGCUGGAACGACAGCAGAGAGAGGGAGUUGAGGAUACAUUGUCUCCCCGUCUUGGCAGUCACAGGUAUGACACACUCAAGGAUAGAUCAUCAAGAGCGCCAUCAUUAAAUCAUUCUUACAGCCACUCUUAUGGGAUGAAGAAGAGAUCUUCUGGUUCUCAUAAAGACCCACUGAGUGGCCUCUACUUUGAUCAGAGAAACUAUAGCAGUCUUAGACAUAGCAAACCUGCCUCCACCUACUACUUUCGGUCUUCUUCUCUGUGUAGUGAUCCUCUGGCGACAUCUAAGAGUAAAAACAGGGCCUCCCCUACUGUAAAUUCUGGUCUGCUGAGAAGUACCAGUCUGGCAUCAUUUCAUGAUGGUGGAUUAUAUAACCCUUAUGGUUCUCGAACUCCAUCUGAAUACAGUUAUUACUCAUCAAGAACAAGCUCUACCCGAAGCAGUCCUCUGUCCAUUGACGAUGACACUGCAAGCGUUGUGUCUUCUGAUCGUGCCACUCGAGGGCGAAGGGAGAAUGUGGUUUCUACUGCUGAUUAUUUUGGUCGCUCCAAUCGUAGGGGGAGUAUUGUCUCUGAUGUAGAUGACGUCAGCGUCUCAGAUUUGACCAGCUUGGAUGAAAAAUCUGACAAACAGUAUGCUGAAAAUUACACAAGACCCUCAUCUCGAAAUUCUGCCUCAGCAACAACCCCUCUAAGUGGAAACUCCUCCAGACGGGGAAGUGGGGACACCAGCAGCUUAAUAGACCCAGACACCUCGUUAAGUGAAUUGCGGGAUAUCUAUGACCUGAAAGACCAGAUUCAGGAUGUAGAAGGGAGAUACAUGCAGGGGCUUAAAGAACUAAAGGAGUCUUUGUCUGAAGUGGAAGAAAAAUACAAGAAGGCCAUGGUUUCCAACGCACAGCUGGACAAUGAGAAGAACAAUCUGGUCUACCAGGUAGACACCCUCAGGGAUGUUAUUGAAGAGCAGGAGGAACAGAUGGCAGAAUUUUAUAGAGAAAAUGAGGAAAAAUCAAAGGAGUUAGAAAGGCAGAAGCAUAUGUGUAGUGUACUGCAGCAUAAGAUGGAUGAACUCAAAGAAGGCCUUCGGCAAAGAGAUGAGCUCAUUGAGGAGAAUCAGCGCCUACAGCAGAAAAUAGACACCAUGACAAAAGAGGUGUUUGACCUCCAGGAGACCCUGCUUUGGAAAGAUAAAACAAUUGGGGCUCUAGAGAAACAGAAAGAACACAUUGCCUGUCUCAGGAAUGAGCGAGAUGUGCUCAGAGAGGAGCUGGCUGACCUGCAGGAGACAGUGAAGACAGCAGAGAAACAUGGUUUAGUUAUAAUCCCAGACGGCACUCCCAAUGGUGAUGUCAGUCACGAACCCAUGGUUGGAGCCAUUGCUGUUGUGUCUCAGGAAGCUGCUCAGGUCUUGGAGUCGGCAGGAGAAGGACCACUAGAUGUAAGGCUACGAAAGCUUGCUGGAGAAAAGGAGGAGCUACUGUCACAGGUUAGAAAGCUGAAGCUGCAGUUAGAGGAAGAACGGCAGAAGUGUUCCAGGAAUGAUGGCACAUCUGGCGACCUAGCAGCACUACAGAACGGCUCAGACUUGCAGUUCAUCGAGAUGCAGAGAGAUGCCAAUAGACAAAUUAGUGAAUACAAAUUUAAGCUUUCAAAAGCAGAACAAGACAUUACCACCUUGGAACAAAGUAUCAGCCGGCUGGAGGGACAGGUGUUGCGAUACAAAACUGCUGCUGAGAACGCAGAGAAAAUGGAAGACGAACUGAAAGCCGAAAAGAGGAAGCUACAGCGAGAGCUACGAACAGCACUGGACAAGAUUGAGGAGAUGGAGAUGACCAACAGCCACCUGGCAAAGCGGCUAGAGAAGAUGAAGGCCAACAGGACGGCCCUUCUAGCUCAGCAGUAGGGAGGCCACCCUUCGACCUGGGUGCUCCCUGAGGCCCUGCCCAAGAGACUGACUCUUUUGUAUAUUGACACAAACCCCUUUGAGUACUGUUUGAGUCUUGUCAUUAAAAACAGCUACCUUUGUAUUUUAAUUUAUGAGAAUGAAGCAGGUUUGAAUCGUCAUGAA
Messenger RNA from Nannospalax galili (Upper Galilee mountains blind mole rat), 2478 nucleotides. It is a transcript of the gene Lrrfip2, whose product is annotated as LRR binding FLII interacting protein 2. The record is from RefSeq and is a predicted model, not a curated record. Gene Ontology annotation, biological process: regulation of DNA-templated transcription. NCBI's taxonomy places the organism in Eukaryota, Metazoa, Chordata, Mammalia, Rodentia, Spalacidae. The transcript has 27 exons. The coding region runs from base 259 to 2313 and encodes 684 amino acids.